UCCCAAUUUGGACUCUCAGUCUCCAGCUCAGUCUCCCUUUUCCAGUUUGCUUUCGUUUCACAUUUUGUGUGCGAAUCCAGCAGUCGCCCCCAGCACUCCAACUCUCGCCGCGCAGUGUCGCCUGUUUUGAUGACACCAAGCCUUCCCUCUCCAAAGGAGGUCUUCCGUCUCGCCCCAGACCAACACCGCGCCUUUGUACAACUAUGGACGGAGACCUUGGUCAACAGCGGCAACCAUCUCCUUUGCGAUGCGCGCCAGGGCUCGCUGGGCGCUGCACUGCUCGUCUCGCUCUUCUCUGAACACGACGUGAAGCCGAACGCAAAUUUCGCAGAGUCCGAGUCCUCGUUCCUUCAGACGCUUUGCAUUCAACUCAGCGUCUGCAUUGGAUGUGUCAAGCGUAUGUAUGAAUCCGUAACGGAUAGCGCACUGGUAGGUUUGCUAGACUCUUCGUCUGCGAUAGCAAGUAAUCGCGAGGCCUUUCGAGCGCAUGCGGCGCAUGUUCGCCACCAGCUCGCCUGUUUUGCCGAAUAUCGCCUUCCACGCGCCUUGCUGUCGGCGGCUCGUCCACAUCGCACGAGUCAACCAAUUCGCCCUCACUUUGCAGAGUUCCAGCACAUUGAUCGCCGCCGUCCCACUCGAACUGCCCGGGCGUUGCCCUUUCACAAGCUGGGCGAUGAGUGGACCCAUUUUCUGGUCCGUCCCGAGGAUCAGCACUUGUCUGCUUCCGUUCGACUGGUGAACAGCGUUGUGACUCCAGUUUUUGAGCUUCUUUGGUGUCCAAGCCUGCUCGAGAGCCAGCAGUUGGUCGCGGCACUGCAGGACACGUUUCUGCGAUUUGAAGGGUUGUCCGCCAGCAGGACGAAUGCUGCUCGGACUCUCUGGUCGCAGAUGUUUACAAGAAUUGAACGUGCUCGCCGAAUCCGGCAGGGCAUCCUUUCCUCUGCCAGCCUCAUGCGGCAGACGAGCGUCGUCAAAACCGAGCACGCGCCUCCUGCAGCAGCGUCCCUAGAAAUCCCGCCUGCGCUUACCGCCUCCGAUUCUUGCAUUGUCAUUGAUGAUGAUGAUGAUGAUGACGACGACGAAGAUCCAGAGGCGGAUGAACUGUUGAGCCAAGCAAUCGAAGCCGAAAGCAUUCGUAAACGUCAGCAAUAUUUCGACAGCCUUGACAGUGAAGACGCAAGUUUUGAGCCUGCCAGUAAGACCAAGGAUGAGGAAAUGGAGGACAAUGAGGACCUUGAGGAAAUCAAGGAAAUCGAGGAAAUUCCUUUAAACACUCGCUCAGGACUGGUACCCUGUCUUGCACGGCACUUUAUUGUCAGUGUUUCCAUGCUUCAGACACAGUUUGGCAACGCACCUUGCUCUGCGAUCGCAGAGCUUUUGGCGCUCUUCAAACCCGCCUUGUCCUCGUCGUCCUCUUCUUCCUCUGGUCUGUCCGUCGCAACAUGGAAAGAUGUCGCUGAAGGCGCUACAACAACCACCACUUCUAGCACUCACCUCCAGUGGUCGCCGAGGCAAUUCGAGUCCUUUGACGCAUUUGCGCAAUGUUUCCAAGCAAUGCUGGCAUGUCGUGGUCCGUUUUCAAGCAAGGAGGACCAGCUGUCGGGUCUCGGAGCCUGGAUUCGCCAGAAUUACGCUGCUGCUGCUGCUGCUGCUUCGACCGGUCUGGCCGCGCGUGUGGCCGAGCCAGAUAGCGAUUUCGAAGGGUGUCCGGUCUCGCUCUAUUUCGCUGACACGGUCGAGAACUUGCUGGACCGAGCGUCCGGACUGGUGCACUUGAUCCCGAUUGACCCGUUGCCUUGCUGGUCAACCAUGCUCGUUUUGCUGAACGACCUCGAUGCAAACACGAUGCACUGGGCUUUCAGUCACGGCUUCGAUCGCCUGUACCACGUUAUCGUCGGAAGGCUAAUCACGGGUGCGCAAUCUCGCUCCGAGUUGCUCGUACUUUGCCAGUGCUUGACUGCCUGUCUUGGUCCGCUGGGCUGGCAGCCUGACCCUGCCGACCCUACGUUGGCUGAGACCCUAUUCGACGCCAUCAAGACUAACGAGUUCAUGGUCGAUAUCGCAUCGGGUCCAGACCCGCCAACUGAUGUGGGUCUCUACUUUGAGUGGAGUCUUCCUCUGCUCUCGGCUCUCGUUCCGCACAUUGAAGCGUGCCCGACAGUGUUUCGCCGAGCGCUCGAAUGGUUCCUCGUUGAACUGCCUCGUCAAAGUCAACAUCUGAGAGAUCGCCUCCGCGCAUCUUUGUCCCUCGGCUUCAACCUUCUCGUACGGUUAUGCAAAGCGGCUCCAACUGCCGCUGUUGCCGAUGCAAACUCUACUGCGCAGCGCUUCAUUCUGUUGGAUACGGCCAGUACCUGGGUGCCUCCCGUCAAAAAACUUGUGAUGAAGCGAAAUCAGUUUGCAUUCCAGUGUACCCAGAAAUUGCUAGAGGCUGAUGUGGACUGGCUUGAGCGUAGCCUGUUCACGGUGUCAACUGCACAGCGGCGAUCCAAGGAGCUGCGCGUUGUGAUUUUCGAUAAGCUGACCAAGGAUGCGCAGGCUUUUGAAUUUCUCAAGCCGUUCUGGGAGUCGCUCGUUGUCAUGGACAAUUACACGACACCUGCUGACAAGUCGCCACCAAUCUCGCGUCUCAACAAGCUCCUUUGCACCCAGAUUCUGCGGGUUCUGCAGGCGGUUUUAGAAGUGAAACAAAAUCUCCAGGCCGAAGCUGCAGCGCAACAUCACAGCCCGCAAACGUCCCUCGACCUUUGCGCUCGCAUUGAGGAAGUCGAGUCGUCAUUUCUCGACCUGGCUGCCGGAUGGCUUGAUGUGCUUGGCGAGACAACUCGCUGGGCCGACACGGACGUUUUCUUUCACUGCCAGUUGAUCGCCUAUCUGGCCGCCAACUACUCCUGGCACGAUAAGGUGGGUUUGGCAAUCAAGCAACUUGUGGGAAGCUGUCUGGAGCAUCAAGAUAUCUCAAGCGCUCCUGUCUUGCUGGACAACACGGACGAGCGACUUCCACGCAAACCCACACCCGUCCAUGAGCACGCUAUGGAAAUGAUUGCAGGAGUGCAACUCCAACACAUCAACCGGGCUGUGUUUUUGGCGUGCUGCAAGGCACCCGUCGUUGUCGAUUUAUUGGUCGCGACCGUCCUUGGAGGACUGGCGCGAUAUUCGACCGAUUGCGAGAAGGUGAAUCGACGGACCAAGCAAUCAGCAGAGAGCAAGCAAAAGUCGCUCGACAAGUUGCGCGUCAUUCGCACGCAUCUGAUCGACUUUCUGUUCUUGCUGGUUUCCCUCGCGCGCGAUUUUCGAGCCGAUCUUCCAUCUCAAGUCUUGGAUACACUCGAGCAGACUUUUGUCAAGGUGUUUGACGAGCCCGAGCAAAAUAACCUUGUGCGGCUUGUGCCCGCCAUGGCGGCCAAGUAUCCUGAGCAAGCAAGACGUGCUGGUUGCGAGUUCAACCCCGAGUUGGAUGAUGAUGUGACCGACAUGGAAGUCGAUGGUGAGAGUGGAAGUGAUGCGGAGCAAUCUUCCGAUGCCGAGCAAACGUCAGCCGAGCAUCAGUCUGAGCAUAAACCUCGUCACGACGACGCUCUCGACGACGACCAGCCAGAUCUUGAGCCAAACAACGACGAUGCCCACGAAGCGCCAGCAGAUCUUGAGCCAAAGCACGAUGCCCAGGAAGCGCCCGAAAAACUGGGUGAAGCCGACCAAAUGCUCGCGGAUGGCCAACUAGAGGAGACGACUAUGGCCAUGGAGGUGGGUCACCAAGAGAAAGCCGCUUCCCCUCCGCUUUUUUCGUCAGUCUUUGAUGAGGAAACGCAAGAAUUCGAAGACCCAGUCCCGUUCGUGACGAGCAAAGUCCAGCAUGCUCCGACUGAAGGUAUAACUCCCAUGAACAUCCAGCCACCAGUCUCUGCCGCCCCCUUACCUCGACGCGUCACAUCAUUACGGAAUCGGCAGUUUGUGCUGAAAGAAGACGUCGAUGAUGAUGAUGAGAGUAGCGAUGACGAUUUGCGCUUUCCGGACACAAGCACGCUGCUUCUUGCCGCCGCAACUGGUGCGGCCACUCGAACGCAGCAACAGAUUUCUGGUUCCAGUGUGGUCUCUGAGGAAGAAGAUGCUCAUCGUGUCGGACAAGUUGUUUCAUCGUCUCUUCAACAUCCGAGACCGACUGUUUUCCCAACUGCCGAGCAUACGCUUGCAAAAGCCCCCGCCUCGACUGCAGCCUUCAGCACGCUCCCGAAACCGACGACAGCACAAGCUGCACUGCCCGUCAAGCCGGUACUAUUGUCCCAGGGAAGACCUUUUGCACCUCAACCGCCGCGGCCACGCUCAACAGAGCCUUCAGCUUCUUCUGCUGACACCUCCAGCAAUAGUCGUGCCUCGCCAACCCGACCACACGCACACAAGCUGUUACUCCCUCGAAAAACUGCACUUGUUCGCAACAACUUGCAAGCGAAUCGUGCGGCUGUCAUUUCCGAAGAAGAACAGGCAGCCAUUCGAAACAAGGACGUGGUGGAUCAGUAUCAACCGGCUGCUGCGACAAGCACCGGAUUGGAUCCAAAGUUCCUGGUCUCCUAUGGUAAGCGACCUGCUGGACUCAGUCGACCCGCCUCGCGAGCUUCGCCUGAACCUCGAUACAGUGCCGACAUUGUGCAACAACAGCAACCGCCUGUGGUGGUGGCAGCUCGAUUCAUACCGCUUCGCCAGCGACUGUUGUCGUGGACCCCUCUGGCUCUGUUUCGGGGCGAGAUUGCCGAAUUGAUUGACGCCGUGAACCAGAAUGCUCCGCUUCCGGAGCAGAUGCUCGUGAACUCGUCGCCUGCUGGCCAGAUUUCUCGCAAAUGCGAAGGCAGCCGCGUCCCAAACGUCAUCACCAGUUGGGAGCAGUACGUUGCCCUGUUCGAGCCCCGCUUCCUGCUUGAAUGCAUUCACAAUCUGGGUGAGGUCUUGGUGAUGAACUCGCCUGCAGCAGCUCAACCAAAGGAUGCCAGCAAGCCGCUCGUAUUGGGCGAGAACUGCCUCUCGCGUCAGGUGACGCGAUUCGGCGAUGUUUCGGAUGAGCAGGCUUCGCUCUGCCGUGUCAAGCUGCGUUCAGAUCAAGCCAACCUUUUCGAACAGUUUUUCCUCGGAGACUUUCACAUCUUGGGACUGCCCAAACAAACGAACAAUGGCAAGACAGGCUUCGACCCGGACGAGGCACUUCUUUGUCAAGUGGUGUCGCGGAAGGCAGAUUGGUUGGAGAUCGAGGUCAACCCCUCGCACCCUGCUGCGCGCAAAGUAUUCAUGAACGCUUCUACGCUUCACUUGUUCAAUUUGGGUUCCAAUCCCACCAUGAAUCGGCAGCAUGAAGCCCUGAGCACGAUGCAACACUCGGACUUUGCCAAGUUUAUUUUCAACCCAAAAUUACUUUUCGACAUCAUCAAGCUGGCACGCUCCAAGCCCAGCAUGGACAGCAUCACGUAUCUCAAAACCAACAAGGAGCUCAACGACUCGCAGUUCGAAGCCGUCAAGCUGGCCAUGUCCUUAUCCCACGGUCUGUGCUUUUGGCAAGGUCCCCCUGGGACGGGCAAGACGAAAACCAUUCUGGCAUUGUUGGGCGCCGUCGUCCGCAAAAGUAUCACAGAUGCGCAACAUCGGCUUGUUCCAAACGAAAAGUCACCAGAACUGACCCGACGAAAGCGAAUCCUGGUGUGCGCUCCCUCCAACACUGCCGUCGAUGAAAUCAUUUCACGCUGCGAGGCCGAGCUUUUGUCGGUGGGUGACCUCGACUUGUCAAAGCUUCCCAUCGGGUUUGAUCCCAGCCAAAUCGUGACAAUCACGCAAGGCCAACAUCGCUAUCGCCCAGUUGUGGUGCGUUUUGGCCAGUCCGAUCAUCCGACCAGCUUGGAGCGCCGGUUGGCAAAACGCAUCGGCAACGACGCGAUCAGCGUUCGAGACCGCAACGCCCUCAAAACCGAAAUCUUUAUGAGUGCCGACAUUAUUGCCUGCACUCUUGUUUCGAGUGGUCUUGAAACAUUGAGCACUCAGGUGGCAGAGUCCACUCAGAGGCUCAAGGAGCAGCUUGCGAGUCGCGGCGGCGGUUCAAUUGUGACCAAUCAGCCGUUCUUUGACAUGCUCAUCAUUGAUGAAGCUUCGCAAUGCAUUGAGCUCGAGUCUCUCAUUCCGUUCCGAACCCGCCCACGAGUUGCGGUGUUGGUAGGUGAUCCCAUGCAAUUGCCGGCCACGGUGACCUCGAUGGAGGCUCGGCAGUCCGGACUUUCGCGAUCGUUGUUUGAACGCGUCGCACAGGCUGUCACGUCGGCCCCAGACCGAGCAGCUGCCGAUAGUCCUAUUCGACUGCUGUCUACGCAGUAUCGUAUGGCUCCGCAAAUCGCCAAAUUCCCGAAUCGGGAAUUCUACGAGGGCCGGCUCACCAAUUUUUACCCGGAUGAUCAUUUCCGCCUGCCAUGCCACGAACAGCUCCAGUUUCGACCGUUUGUCUUCUACAACGUUCAUGAAGGCAAGGAGAAACAGGAUAAAAGCAAGAUCAAUUGGGAAGAGGUCGACACAGUGAGUCGAGUUUUGCAAAAACUCCAUACCAAGUACCCCGAGAUGUUUGAAGGCACCCAACCUGUGUCCAUCGGCGUGCUUUCUCCCUAUUCGGAUCAAGUGGGUUUGAUUCGCAAGAAAAUCGAUCAAAAAUUGCCCCACAUGCAAAAGUUUAUCGAGGUGGACACGGUUGACGCCUUCCAAGGACGGGAAAAAGACAUUGUUCUGUUUUCGUGUGUUUUUACAGACCGGAUUGGCUUUCUGGCCGACACGCGAAGGAUGAACGUGGCGUUGACGCGUGCGCGAAAGUGUCUGUUUGUCAUCGGUCGAGCGGAAUCGCUGAUGAAUGGAUCGGAACCAAGCUGGAGACAUCUCGUUCGGUACGCGAUCGACAAGGAAGUGAUGUGCGAUUCCCACGGCAUCCCAUCGGUCGACAAGUUCCGCAAAACUAGCUCUGGUCACUCUUCCCACUCUGAUCGAUCGAGUGUCGGGCGCCAUCAUCGUCAUGACAGCGAGAACCGCAGGGCGGAAGCUCAAUCCACUCACGCGUUGCCGGCCCCGACUGGCACCAAGAGCGCGGCUGAAAGCGCAGCAGUACAUCCUGGUCACCGUUCAAAGUCACCGCAUACCCACUCAGGGUUGCAAAAUCCUCACCAAGCGCCGAGCAUGGCGGCGUGUCCGAAACCUGGAGGGUACGUCGCGUUUCUGCGCCAGAAUCCUCCAAAAUCCGAUGUAACUCCUGCCGAUGCUGCCUUGGCGGUGAAUGUCAGCAAAGCUGCGGCCCCAAGCAGCGCGUUGGUGACUCAAGAAAUAUUCAGCGCAGCUCAGCUGCCCGCAUCGCUUCAGACAGCAAAGCGAAGCUGGGAGAACUUUGAACCUCCAACAGAUCCCCGCAAGCGGCCUCGCAUGGAACCCUCCGGCGCGCAAAUCGAACCCAGCCGUGCAGCUUUGGUCGCCGCCGCCGCCGCCGCCGCCGCCCCGACUCCGAUUGAUCUGCCCUUGACCUUGGGUCCAGUCUUGCACCCGUUUGAUCUGCCGCUCCAGCUGCCAGGGGCGUCUUCGCUUCAAAGACAUGCGCCAGUCCAACUUCCUCCGCAGCCACCCAAGACUUCCGAAGUUCUCGCACGACACAAACAACAGCAGCAGGGCAUCGACCAUUCGAAACGGCAGACAGCUCGGCCCUCCAUGACCGCGCAGCCCGCCCCCGUGCCGAGAGGAGAAUCGACGUCUGUUUCGCCUUCCUCCUUUGUGCCUACGCCAGACCAGAGGCGAUCAAUGGAGCUCGCGCGAGACAUACAGCUUGCUGGCUCUUCUCGCUCAGAGUCGACGCAUCAUGCUUCCAAUGCUACCAGCUCCAGGGGAUCUUUUUCUGCUCAUUCCAAGCCGUCCAGUCACUCGGAUGGGUCGGGCCUGCGACGUGAGCUCGCAAAGUCCAGGCCAGGUCAGACGCCAUUGCUUCUACCUCCAAAGCCUGCCGCAGCUCGUCCGAGCAAUAACGCCAGUCACGCGAUGAGCGGCAGUCAGCAUCACCAUCGAUCGUAUUCUUCGUCCUCGGCUUCUUCCAAUGCCAAUGGCAACCGGUUUCUUCCCUCUUACUCCCCUUACUCGUCGUCCGCUCCUGUCGUUCGGCGUUCCGGGCACGACUCCCCUGAAAGGCGGACUGACAACCGACGCUAGCGACUGUUGAGCAAUAGUCGCCACGCAGAAAGGAAACCCCUUCCUCCCUUUUGGGGUCAACAGUUCCAAACAAAAAACAAAAAAAAAAAACCUUCGCAUUCUUAACCAAAACCUCACUUGUACUGUUAUUAUUUGUAUUUCUACUUGACAAUAAACCCAAGACUAACAUCAGU
Molecule: messenger RNA, 8369 nt
Organism: Capsaspora owczarzaki ATCC 30864
Lineage: Eukaryota; Filasterea; Ministeriida; Capsasporidae
Exons: 4
Coding region: 130-8196 (2688 amino acids)
Biological process (GO): termination of RNA polymerase II transcription
Cellular component (GO): nuclear body
Molecular function (GO): transcription termination site sequence-specific DNA binding; helicase activity
Source: RefSeq, a predicted model, not a curated record